Messenger RNA from Malassezia globosa CBS 7966, 1047 nucleotides. RefSeq lists its product as uncharacterized. Bases 1 to 1047 code for a protein of 348 amino acids. The record is from RefSeq and is a predicted model, not a curated record. Gene Ontology annotation, molecular function: 3-beta-hydroxy-Delta5-steroid dehydrogenase (NAD+) activity. Lineage: Eukaryota; Fungi; Basidiomycota; Malasseziomycetes; Malasseziales; Malasseziaceae. Gene Ontology annotation, biological process: steroid biosynthetic process. The transcript has a single exon.
AUGACCACCUCUAAUCCAAUCAUUGCUGUUACUGGGGCUACGGGAUUCGUUGGAGCACAUGUAGUACGUGAUGCACUUGCCCGUGGAUACCGCGUUCGCUCGGUUGUGCGAAGUGAGAAAAAAGGUGACGAAUUGCUUCGAUCGAUGCCUGGACCAAGCCAUUCUCUUGCGUUCGUUUCAGAUAUUCGUAACAAAGAUGAACUCAAGCAAGCGUUCAAGAAUGUGAAAAUAGUACAGCACGUGGCAUCACCGUAUACAAUGGCAUUCGAUGAUCCUGUCUCUGAAAUGCUGGAACCAGCGAUUAAGGGAACUAUGAGUGUACUUGAGGCAGCAAAUGAAGAGAACGUGGAACAUGUCUUGAUUACUUCGUCAUUUGCUGCCAUCAACUGUUUCGAAAAAGGAGGCUCAAUUCGAGAUUAUACAUACACAGAAGCUGACUGGAAUCCCGCAACGUAUGAUAUUGCGAGGACGUCAUCUAAAGCCUACACUUACUGUGCCAGUAAAGCUCUUGCUGAAAAGGCAGCUUGGGAGUACGUUCGCGAAGCUCAACCUUCGUUUGCUUUGACUACAUUCAACCCUCCAGGGAUUGUUGGACCGAUAGCGCAUCCAUUGGAAAGGCUCGAAGAUUUGAACACGUCUUGCGCAAAUGUUUGGCACUUAGUCUCAGGGUCUUGCGAUGAAGUGCCUCCCACUUUUCUUCCACAGACCGUUGAUGUUCGUGACGUGUCAAAAGCUCUGGUUGACGCUAUGUCAAAUCCAGCUACACGCGGAGAACGUUUUGCCCUUUGUGGAUACUAUGUCGACAUGCAAGUGGUUGUUGAUUAUUUGCGGAAGACAUUUCCAGAACGUCGCGAUGCUAUACCAGCUGGUAAUCCGGGUACAAGGAAUCAGCCGGGGCCAAUUGCAAGGCUGGAUGCAUCCAAAGCUGAGCGUGUGCUGGGAAUUACGUGGACACCGUGGGAAAAAACGUAUGGCGAUCUCGUAAAGCAACUUUUGGAGCUCGAGGAGAAAUUCAAAGCCGAGCGCUCCAAGAUGCCAGCACUCUGA